CGAGGCAAACAAAAGUGAAGGUGGUCGGGAGCGAGCAACGAGCACGCGGCGAGUCGGUAUCUCGCUAGCGUGACGGUUAGUCGUGUCGCGUUCGUGCCGUGAUGUCCAGGUGGUGGUUGGUGGUGGUGCUGGCCGCGAGCGCUGCGGCGGCGGGCCCGCGCCUCCCGCGCACGUCGCUCCCCUCGCCCGCGCCCUCGUCCGCGUCCGCGCCCUCGCCCGCGCCCCCAAGCGCACCCCGUUUACCCCAGAGGAACUUUACUAUUUCCUCCCGUUCUUCAGUGAGAAACAGGGAACAAUAUAUUUUCAACGUGUUUGAAGUGAUAGUAAGCACUUUGGAAACGAAGUUGCAGAGAAUAGAGAAUUUAGACAAAGCUGUCGAACAUCUCAUGCGAAGAGUAGAGGCUUUAGAUUCGCGAGUUAAUGACAAUAUUCAUAAAACUGAUGCUAUAAUAUCUAAAUUGGGAAAUUUGGAUUUAAAACUAUUCAGUCGAAUCGAUGACGAUGAUAUUGUCACGGAGAAUAUCAACAAAAGAUAUAAUGAUAAGAGAAUAAGCAAUACUCAACUUCUUGAUAAAAAACUAGAAUCAUUAGAUCAAAAAGUAUCCGAUAUAGAUUCAAAAUUAGUCGGUCUUAAAACUCAAAUCGAUAAUAACUUUUUACCAGCUGAUGAUAUUAAUGCUGAAGCAAGUGAAAAGAAACCCAUCAAUCUUAAUGUCAUAGAAAUUGCUAAAGGUCUUAAUACUGAAGUGAUAAAUGAAAUAACUAAAGAGGUAGAUCAACUUCGAACUUCGAUGUCGACAGUUGAUAGAAAAUUACAAUUUCAUAUAAAUCUCGUAUCAGAAAAUCUAGGUAAAGUUCUUUAUAUGAUGGCCGACGUUCAUGCUGCAAUAGUCGAGCCGGAAUCCGCUUCAAUAAACAUCAAUAAUAUAUUUAAAAAUCGAACUGCAACAACUCCUUCGCCUAUCACAAAAGCAAGCAAAAUAGACACUUUGGUGAAUAAGAUUAUACCUAUGAUGAGUGUAUCUGAAAAAAUGGAUGAAGUAUGGGAUGUUGUUGUCGGUACGAAGAGUUCAGUAGAUGACUUAGUGCCAAAAUCAGACGAACUUCUCACACAAACACAAAGACAAGAACGUGCAAUUGGGCAAAUUCACAAUGAUUUACGUGUUAAAACAAAUCUUAUUAUUGAAAACCUUGACAUGGUAGAGAAACGAUUGAAGAAACAAGAGGAUGACGUAGCUACCCUCGCUCAACGACCCGUGCCCGCGGAACUCUUACUAGAUCCAACUAUAGAUCGACUAGUCGAAUAUGCACCAAAUAGAUACAGAGUUGAAGAACCUUCAACUGACCCGAGCACGAGCACUGCCGCUUUUACGACACCGGCAACUUCUACGGCAAAUAACAGCCCGAGCAGUCCGAGUAAUUCGAGCGCCAGUUCCACCGCUACGGUUACUGUCACUCCGGCUAGCAGUGGGACCUCGAGCCCACGCCCCGCCAGCCGAAAAGGCGGAAUCAUCUUUCCCAGCGUUAAAAACAAACCCAUCGUUGGCAACAACACAUUCGCAUCGGAAAUUGUCGCUAAUUAUAAGGACGUCAAAGGUUAUUCCUGCGUGGAUCUACUAAAUGCUGGUAUGCGAGACUCUGGGGUGUACUACCUUCAGAUUCGUGGAACGACAUAUUGGUUUUUAAAGGUCUUUUGUGAACAAGCUGUAGCAGACGGCGGUUGGACGGUUAUUCACCGUCGUGAUGACUUUGGAACGCCAGCUGAAAAUUUCAAUAGAGACUGGAGCGAUUACAAGAAUGGCUUCGGCGACCCAAGCAAAGAGUUCUGGCUCGGCAAUGAAAAUAUAUACAUGCUAACUAAUAACGAUGACUAUAUGCUGCGAGUAGAACUUGAAGACUUUGAUGGCAACAAGAGAUACGCGCAGUAUUCGCACUUCAAGAUUUACUCUGAAGCGGAAUACUACAAACUAGAGAUAGAUGGGUAUGAGGGCAACGCUGGAGAUUCCCUCAAUGAUCCGUGGUACGGGUCCAAUAAUAGCCCCUUCUCAACUUACAACAGAGAUAAUGACAGAUCGUCAUUAAACUGCGCGUCAAUGCUGAAAGGUGGUUGGUGGUGGAAGUCGUGUGGACGAGGCCUCAACGGCUUAUAUCUUCAUGACCCGCAAGAUCUUACAGCUCGACAAGGUAUCGUAUGGUUCCGUUGGAGAGGAUGGGACUACACCCUGAAGAGAGCAUCCAUGAUGAUAAAGCCGAAGGGCAUCCAACCAGGAACUACGUGAACCAUUACAAUGUGACUUCAAGAACUAAAACUUUUACUCAGCCUCUGUUUUGUUCGUACGUGGAUUCUGAAUUAAAUUAAAGGACACAAAACUACGCAAUACUGCAAAAUAUGAAACAAUUGUAAAAUUUUGAUAGUUCAUCUAAUGUUGUCAUAAUAUAACAUUUAUUAAAUACGAAAAAUAUCUCGUAUCGUGUAAGUGCUUUCUUUUAAUUGUGAGAUAUUUAUUUAAUUAUGCAGAGUGUAAGUACCAUACAGUUCUCUUACAAUUGAAAAAGCGAAUCCAUGUAACGAACUAGAACAUAGCAGGCAGCUCAUCGCUCAAAUUGAUAUACCUAUAAUUAUUACUCAAUCAUUCAAAUGUCUAUGUAAAUAAUUCCCUUUGAAUCAUUAUCACAAAAUCACCACUGUUGUCUUCGUCAUCAAACAAUUAUCCCUUUAUUGUAAAUAACAGAUACUGUACGCGCAAAAUAUGUGCCACAAAACUCCCAAUUUUCAUUAAUUUAUUAUUCAUAACUUGAUACAUAUAAAUUCGUUAAUUAGCUUUAUAGUAUUAGUUGUAAGAGAAAGAUAAAAUUAAGAUGUAAAUAAUUGUAAAUUUAUAAUAUUUCAAAUACUUUUUGGCGAAACUGAUAUAGCUCCAUGAUUCUUUUUUUUCUUUUGUUCAUUAAAACGGAAAUUAUAAAUUAUAAUUUAUUACAAAUGAGACCCCUGUGAGGAAAAAUGUUUGAAGCAUCGUCAUAAAAUAUAAUUAUUUUUGCAGUAAGUUUAAACCUAAAGGAAUUAACAGUCAAAAAUGAAGUGCAUAUGUUACCAUCAAUACCUGUUAUUCGUUACAAUGCGUUUCGUGGUUACAACGCGUUUUACCUAGUAAAAACUUGUUUAAAUUCCCUAGUUAAAGUUGUAACUCAUUGCCUUUGAUACGAUAGGGUUGUCGCAACUUUGUAUGGAAACAUAUUACUGCAGUGAGACGCUUCAUUCUCAUUAAAAUGUAUUUUGACCAAGCAUGGGAAACUGCGGGCAUCUACUAUAAUAAAAUAAUAUUAAGUCAUUCUUUUUAUUUGAUUAGUUAUAAUCAUAAUAAUCAUUGCUAUAAAUUGUCUCCGUGAAUAUAUACAUUUAAGUACAAAAAUAGGUGAACGACCGGCGUGAAUCGACUUUAGGACGUUUUUCACUUAAAAGAAACCAAUAUGAAGCAAAAUACAAUCGCAGUUAAUUCUACUUUUUUUUGUGUUUUUCUAGCUAAUAAGUUACAACUAAGGACGGGUAUAAACGAUGAACAGGUUUUAUCUAUGACACAUAUGCAUAUUAUAUAAUAUAUUGUUUAUUGUAAAACAAAUUUAAUUAAAAGACAUACUAAAUUGUAACGAGGUGUGAAAAAGACUCCAAAGUAUUAUUGAAAAAUUAAGUUUUUUCAAAAAUCCGUUAUUUGACAGCGGGAGAACUGGAUGUUUUUUUAUCGUCUAUCUAAUAAAACGAAAUAUUAUUUGUGAUAAACGGUAACUUACUGUAUUUUAAAAAAGUUAUAACUUAGGUCGAUAUUUGAAUUGUUUACUAAAAACAUUAUGAUGCCUCAAAUACAUUUCCUUUCCAAUUUAUUUAAAAAAUUAUGUUUAAACCUCUCUAUUCGAUAUUUUCUCCUUGGUUCACUUUACCUUUUUAUGAGUUUCAAUUAAAUCUAUUUAGUAUAUGUUGCCGACAAAUACAUUAUGUAAUGUACCUGACUAACAUGGACACAGUAAAAGUAAAUAUAUGUAAUAUCACCGA
Messenger RNA from Zerene cesonia (dogface butterfly), 4045 nucleotides. RefSeq names its product angiopoietin-2. The transcript is spliced from 8 exons. The record is from RefSeq and is a predicted model, not a curated record. Bases 102 to 2279 code for a protein of 725 amino acids. NCBI's taxonomy places the organism in Eukaryota, Metazoa, Arthropoda, Insecta, Lepidoptera, Pieridae.